GUUCAAGGCGCGUUCUACGCCAAGCCGCCAGAUAUCAAUUCUCUGCCACAUCUGGAUUCUUGGCACAUGCCGCGCAAGAUCAAGCUGCAAUGGGUGACACAGUUGCCCGCGGCGGCCAAGCGCAGUUACCGCAAGAGGGACAGGCGGAUGAGGAUCAUGCGCUUCGCACUCAAGGCCAAGAAUAUGCGCAUCGCCAGUCUCCUGACGAAGCUCGACACGCUUCAGCACGUCCUGGCGCUGGCGAAGGAGCGUGACAACGACCUGAAAACGUUCCAUGAUACGCACAUUCAGAAGCUGGAGGACGAGGACACGUCAG
Molecule: messenger RNA, 316 nt
Organism: Prorocentrum cordatum
Lineage: Eukaryota; Dinophyceae; Prorocentrales; Prorocentraceae
Source: the annotation of a GenBank genome assembly